UUCAAUUUCGUGUAACAUUUCGUGAAAUCUAAAUGUUGAUGUGUAAAGAAAUCUUAAUUAAUUGAAUUGAGAAAAAAAUUGGAUAUGAAAAUCUUAAAAAUCAGCAAAAUGAUUUGAAAAUUUUCAGAUAAUGUCUUCAAAACAAAAUAUAAAAAUAAAACUAAGAAAAACUAGUGUAAAAAAUAACAAAAAUAAAAAGUGAAAUCGCGAACAAUUUGGAACAGAAAAAAUUCCAACCAAACCAACAAGGACUUUUGACGCGUUUUUGUAAAUGACCCCAAUAAAACAACAAAAACAAAGUGAAACAAAACAGAAACGGGCUAAUAAAAAUCAUAUUUAUAGUGAGAAACCCUUUCAUAUAUAUAUAUAAAGAAAAAAAUUAUUUAAAAUUUAUAUAAAAAUAAUUGAGAAAAGAAAGUUCAAUUAACCAGCAGCCGCCAGUGUAGUGAGUGUUGUAUAUUUGUGCUUUCUUAAGAAAAUAUAAUAAUUUAAAAAAAUAUACCUAUAAGAAAAAAGUUUAAACAAAUCCACCAAUCAAACAACAAACCAGAGAACACCAAUAAUCAUAUCUUACUGUAUAUAAUAAAUGUAAAAAAAUUAACAAAAAACAAUAUAUAAUUAAAUUAGAAAAAGAUCUCGAAUAAUUUAAAAUUCUUUUAAGAAAAAAAAAAUAUCGUGUAUCUUGAGUACAACUAUUCCUGGUGUAAAUUUCUUGAAAAAAUAAAUAAAUACUACCUACCUACCAACCUAUAACUAACAAGUGAUUUUGUGUUAAUUUUUGUGUUUAAUUAUUAAAUUGAAUUUAAGAAUUAAUGAAAAUUCUUCUUAACAAUAAUGGUGACAAAACCUAAAAUAGUGGAUACAAUUAACAGUAAUAAUAAUAUUCAAUGUAAAAAUUCGGCCUCGGCCUUAAAUAACAAAUCUAUAGAAUCGACAUCGUCUUCAUCAACAACUCCAGCAAUGUGCAAAACUACAAUAACCUCUAAUGCUGAUGCAUCAACGGCUGCACCCUCCUCUGCCGUUGCUUUAACAGCCAGCGGUAAACCCAAAGAGAAAAGACGGAACAAUGAAAAACGUAAAGAACGUUCUCGAGAUGCCGCCAGAUGUCGCCGUUCUCGUGAAACUGAAAUCUUUACCGAAUUGGCACAAGUUUUACCCUUGAAAAAGGAAGAUGUCCAACAACUAGACAAAGCCUCGGUCAUGCGUAUAGCCAUAGCCUAUUUAAAAGUGCGCGAUAUGUUGAAAAUGUUUCCCAAAAUUCAAGAACUACUCGGUGAUUUACAACUCUCUGACAACAAUACAAGUGAGGAAAACCCGGAUUCCUCAGCUGAUACUUCUGCUCUUAAUAGCACUUUAGAUUCCAAUGAUUCUUCAACACAAUCUUCACAAAUCUCCGAAGAUUCCAAUCAACCAACUGCUGUGGAGGCUGUACAAUCCUUAGAGACUACAGCUUUAGUCCCAGCAAAUGGUAGUCCUGUUGCAGCCGAAGAUUUUAGUAUGUUGCUAAAACAAACCUUAGAUGGUUUCUUAUUGAUCUUAUCCAAUGAUGGUGAUAUUACCUAUGUGAGCGGUAAUAUCAGUGACUAUUUGGGUUUGUCAAAAAUUGAUAUCUUGGGCCAACAAAUUUGGGAAUAUGCCCAUCAAUGCGAUCAUGCUGAGCUUAAGGAGGCUCUCAAUAUAAAACGCAACGGCUUGACCGAUAAAGUUAAAGAUGAAAAUCUUUUAGAGGAGGGCAUCUCUACCGAUCAUCGUGAUUUAUUUGUGCGCUUAAAGUGCACCAUUACAAGUCGUGGUCGUAGUAUCAAUAUUAAAAGUGCUUCUUAUAAGGUUAUUCAUAUAACUGGUCAUUUGGUGGUUAAUACAAAAGGUGAUCGUGUCUUAGUGGCCAUGGGUAGACCCAUACCACAUCCUUCCAACAUUGAAGUGCCCUUGGGAACCUCCACCUUCUUGACCAAACAUUCGUUGGACAUGAAAUUUACCUAUGUGGACGACAAAAUGUUAAAUUUAUUGGGUUAUAAACCGGAAGAUUUACUAGAAACAUCUUUAUUCAAUUGUCAUCAUGGUAUGGAUACCGACAGUUUAAUGACAACUUUUAAAAAUGUGCUCUCCAAAGGCCAGGGUGAAACCUGUCGCUAUCGUUUCUUGGGCAAAUACGGCGGUUACUGCUGGAUCGUUACUCAAGCAACUAUUGUUUAUGACAAACUUAAACCACAAAGUGUGGUUUGUGUUAAUUUUGUUAUAAGUAACUUGGAGAAAAAGCAUGAAAUUUAUACUUUACAACAAUACGAAGAAUCACAAAAACUUAAAAUUGAAGAAAAAUCUCUCGAUAACAUACCAACGGAAGGUUUAAUUGACAACAAACCCCAAAAAGAGGAAAUCAAAGAUCUAACAGAACCAACUGAAGAAAAAUUAUUUGCUGCUUCGGAAUUAAAUCACACAAAAGAAGCAAAAAUAAUAAUUAAUAAACUUGAAACAACAACAACUACUCCACUCAAUAACAAUUUAAAAUUAAACAAUAAUCAAAAUAAUUUAAAAGAAGAAAACAUAAAUGUUAAACCGAUUAUCAAACAAGAACAAAUACCAACAAUUGUUUUAAAUAGCAACAACAAUAAUAAUAAAACUAGCCCCUUAAACACUGCUACUUCUACUCCAAACGCCACAGUAGCAACUCCCUUAUUACCACCACCAAACCACUGUCCCACCACUACUGUUACCCAUACAGUUUUUAAUAAAUCUAAACCAACUAACGGUGGUCCGAAAACCGUUACUUCUUCGUUGAUUUUAACCAAUUUACCCACUACCACAUCGACUCAAUCAAUUUUACAACAACAUCAAACUUUGAAUGUUGCCAAUAACAAUAAUACGCGUGCCACGCCCCAAUCUGUAACAGCUUCGGUAUUUUCACCUUUACCGCCUACAAAAUUACCCUCGACUACAGCUACAGCUGCUAUUUUAGCUCAACAACAACCACAGCAACAGCAACAACAACAGCAAUCGGGAGGUGGACAACUAACAGCUAACGCGAAUCAUCCACAAGAUAUGAAUAAAGGAUAUUUAUCAUUUGCCGAGGAUGCCACAGAAUUAACAAUGCUUAAAGAAGAACCAGACGAUUUAACUGCCCAUUUAGUGGCCACAAAUGCUGUCGAUGCCUGUAUGCCACUCGAUGAAUCGGGCCCCUUAUUUGGUGAAAUUUUAGUAGGUUUUGGCAUGGGCUCUUACAGCAGCCUCUUACCUGAUGAUAUCAAUUCAUUAGACUCUAAUACAUCGUCUUUAGAACAUAGCAGCAAUCAUAAUACUAAUAACAAUAACAGCAACAAUAAUAGCAAUAAUCAAACAAUAAACAAAUCUUCAGCAAUAACUUGUUCGCCUACAACAGCAGCCAAUUCGACUACAACAUCGUCAACGUCCUCUUCAACAUCUUAUAAUGCCUCAAUUGUGGCAACAACACAUAAUAACAGACAAUCUAUUACAUCGUCCUCGUCGUCGUCGCCAUCAUCAUCUUUGAUAACAACUACAACAUGUACAUCAAAUAAUAGCAAUAGUGCAGCAACAACGACAGCAACAAAUAGCACAAAUAUUGAUCCAUUUAUAAAUUAUCGUGAUGAAUCGAACGAUACAAAUUGCUCACAGCAUUUACUGUCGCCAAGUGUUACAUCCAAGAGUCCAGAAGGUAGCAGUCUACCCUCAUUAUGCAGUCCCGACUCAUUAAGUCAAGAGGAUGAUUUUUCAUAUUACACCAUGAAUGUCGAUGAUAUGGAUGAUUUAACAAUGCGUGCUCCCUAUAUACCCAUGAAUGAACAAGACGAUUUACCCUUGUUAACCACCGAUGAUUACAUGUGGAGUAGUGGUAAUGCCUUUACGCCCGAUGAGUUUAGUUUGCAUACAAAAGAUUCCGAUAAUUUGCAAACGUUACAACUCAAUCAAUUAUUAAACUAUCAACAACAACAAUUCACGCAACAGCAGCAACAAACGCAACAAUUUUCAAAUUCGUUAUGUUCAUCGCCAGCCUCAACAGUAUCCUCAAUGUCGCCCUCACCCAUACAACAACAACAACAGCAGCAGCAACAACAGCAAAAUUCUCAACAAAUGUUCUCUACUGAUUCAUCUGAAUUGGCUGCUUUAUUAUGUGGUUCGGCUAAUGCUACUCUCACCACCCUACAGGAUACAACAAAUUUUACAAAUUCUUUAAAUUUAAAUGCAUCUCCGGGAGGUAGUGGUUCAACUCAAACUGUUGAUAAUAAUGUGGUUUUAACCGAUGAUUUGGAUAGUGUUAGUGUGGCUAGUUCUUCGUCUACGGCUUUGGAUCAUCAUCAACAAUUGCAACAGCAUUGUUUGCAACAAUUUCAAGAACAAUUGCAACAGCAACGUCAACAACAGUUAUUGAGUGGUAAUUGUAAAAAAGAAAAAUUCGAAACAUCAAAUAAUUCACCAUCGUUGACACCGAAUCUAUGCGAUUCCAUAGAGGAUACUUUCGAUAAUGUCUAUAGCAAGAAUUCAACAAAUUUGGAUUGUUGGAAUGAAUUUUUACAAAUCAAUACAAAUGAGAAUACAAAUACAACAAAUAAUAAUGUUGCGGUUGCUACAACAGCACAACCACAACAAGCAAUGGAUAAUUUAAGACAAGAAGACUGUAAACAACAAUUACACAUGCAAUUGCAACAGCAACAGCAGCAGCAACAACAAACACAAAACAUUAUUAUAAAUGCAGUGCCAUUGAUAACAAUACAAACCACAAGCAAUAAUAAAAAUGUAUUGAUACAACAGCAACAGCAGUUGCAACAGCAACAGCAAAGCAAUACAAAAACUUUAAAUAAAGUGAAUACCAUUAAAUUGACACCCAUAACAAGUACGGCUACCAUUAAGAUUAUUGAAAAUAAACAGCCUUUAAUGCAGCAACAACAACAACAGCAACAAAAUAUUAUUAAAACUGCUUAUAUACAAGCCACACCCAGUAACGGCUGUGCUGCAGUGACUGCCAAUAAAAGGCAUUUGUCCAACAAUCAAUUAAACAAUAAUACCUUGGAAUCUAAACGUUUAAAAAGCAAUAUAAUGGAUAUGCAAAAUUCCAAUACAACUUCACAAUUGUUGCAACAAUUGAUAACAACACCACAACAACAGCAGCAACAACAGCAAACAUCUACUAAAACUACCAAAGCUGUUUUGGAAACAAGAUGGUCUUCUAAUGAAAAUCAAGCUUUAACACAGCAACAGCAGCAAAAACAACAACAACAACAGCAGAAACAAUCAAAUAGUGUUUUGAAGAAUCUUUUGAUUAGCGGUUGCGAUAAAACAAAAUUAACCAAACCGGAAUAUAUAAUCAUUGAUGAUGCCUCCCGGUCAUCGAUGCAAUCACCAGACCUUUGUCUUUCUCCCUCAAUGACCAGACCAUUGCAAUGCAUGACCUCGCCGGUUGCAGUAUUGCGUAAUUAUCGUCAUAACCCCUGGAUAGGAGGACCAGGUGUUCUACCAUCACCCACAUCAAGUUUGAUAACUAAUGAGGAUUCUAAUCCACCUGGUUUGACGCCAUGUGAUACCAUCGAUUCAGCCAGUGAUAGUGGCAUUGAUGACAUAAGUAUAGCAGAAAAUAUGUCACCUCUAAAGAGACCCUAUGAACAACAGCUACAACAAAAGAAACAAAUUGAAAAUAUUUAUGGAAUGACGGCAGCAGCAGUAAUUGUUAACAGCAACAAUAAUAAAAAAAUUAUACAAAUCGAUAACGAUAAUAUAGUAAAAAUUGCCAACAAUAACAACAAACUAAAUGAAAUGAUUAAAGCCAAUGGUCUUAAGGCCACCCCAAAUACCACCACCACUAGCACUAGUGCCAUUCUAAUGCAUGAAGUGGAUUUACCCAAGAAAUUACAAGAAGUUGAGGAAGAGGAAGGUGCUACUAUGUGUAAACGUAAGCGUUCUAUUUCAUAUUUGGACAGCAGUAACCCUUUGAUGACUCCUUUUCUAAUGGAUCUAUGCAAUGAUGAUUAUCAUAUGACUACCAAGGAGUAUUUGCAAGAUAAUGAUAUUGAAAAUGUUUUAAACGAAUGGCCCGUGGAUUUAGUUUAGUUUUAAAUAAACAAAACUUUUUUUACAUUUAAAAUUUACAAAACACACAAAAAAAAACACUUGACUAAAAAAUUUUUUCAUA
Molecule: messenger RNA, 6139 nt
Organism: Lucilia cuprina (Australian sheep blowfly)
Lineage: Eukaryota; Metazoa; Arthropoda; Insecta; Diptera; Calliphoridae
Gene: sima
Product: protein similar
Exons: 13
Coding region: 835-6057 (1740 amino acids)
Biological process (GO): regulation of transcription by RNA polymerase II; cellular response to hypoxia
Molecular function (GO): RNA polymerase II transcription regulatory region sequence-specific DNA binding; protein dimerization activity; DNA-binding transcription factor activity, RNA polymerase II-specific
Source: RefSeq, a predicted model, not a curated record